Molecule: messenger RNA, 1017 nt
Organism: Trichoplax adhaerens
Lineage: Eukaryota; Metazoa; Placozoa; Uniplacotomia; Trichoplacea; Trichoplacidae
Exons: 12
Coding region: 1-1017 (338 amino acids)
Biological process (GO): regulation of transcription by RNA polymerase II
Molecular function (GO): RNA polymerase II cis-regulatory region sequence-specific DNA binding; DNA-binding transcription factor activity, RNA polymerase II-specific
Source: RefSeq, a predicted model, not a curated record
AUGUCUUUCACUAACUUACAUAUUGGUAAAAGUGUAGCGAUAAGAAAUAUUCGCUUGCACCACCUCCGAUCGUGGGGGCUCGAGAUAAAUUACGAAGAGGCAGAAGGCGUUUGUAUACCACGUAGCUUUCUCUAUAGCAAUUAUACCCAGUAUUGUCAAGAAGCGAAUAUUCAUGCCGUUAAUGCUGCUAACUUUGGAAAGAUUCUUCGCCAAGAAUUUCCGAAAGUUUUGACAAGGAGAUUGGGUCAUCGCGGAAGAUCAAAGUAUCACUAUUACGGAAUUUGUAUUAAGGAGACUUCGGAAUUCUAUAAAGAAAUAUACGGAAGAAAGAUGCUUAUUCGGGAAGAAUUAUCACGAAAGUCGGAGAAAAGGUUUGAAGGCGAGCAUGGGAUUUCACAAGUUCAAAAUGCCUUAGAUUUGCCUAAUAUUGAUGACUGUUGUAUUCCUUCUGACUUACCUCAAGACAAAAUUAUCACCUUUACUUUAAUGUAUUCGACUCACUGCCAGCGUAUCUUAAGCACCUCGAGUACUCACAACUUUACUGAAACAUGUGAUUUCUUAAUUCAUUUCUGGCAAAUGCUACCACCUCAUUUAUAUGAUAUCUUAAAUACAGAUAUUGUAGUUAAGAUUGUUGUCGUCUAUGAUUUAUUGGUUUAUAAGGCCCUUUGCCAAUUUUUAAAGCCCAAUCCUCAAGAGUUACUACCUGCAAAGUUAUCCGCAGGUGCUAGAACUUUUGGCAAGAAUUUGCUAUGUAAAAUUAAAGAAGCGUUAAGUGAUUCUAUGCAACAGCUGAGGUCGGCAAAGCUUCGGGUGGCAGAAUACUUUUGUUUAAUGCUUAUGCGCUUAACAACUAUAAAUCACAUAUUCCAGAAAAAAAUGAAGAGGUACAAUCGAUUGCAAAGAUGUAAACAACUUAUGAUGAUUUGGAAUUAUUUUACAUCAAGAGUUAUUCGCGAGUUAACACUGCACGGAGCCGAUAGCUUUGGUAAAGAAGGAGAUGAUGUUAAUUCUACUUAA